AUGACGCGGGGUAUCCUAAUCACUGGCGGGGCGGGUUACGUCGGCUCUCACACGGUAGCCGCCCUCAUAGAGUGGCGAGCCGAGCAAGAUUACGAGAUAGUGGUCGUAGACAAUCUAUCUAACGCCCAUAGAGAGAAUGGCCAAAAGAAACCUGAACCCCUUAGGAUUAUAGAGGAGAUGACAGACAAGACAAUACAGUUUUAUGACGUAGACAUAGGAGACAGAGAUGGACUGAGCAAAAUAUUCGAGAAGCACAGCAUUGAUUGUGUAAUCCACUUUGCGGCGUUGAAAGCAGUCGGGGAGUCAGUGCAGAAGCCCCUCGAGUACUAUCAAGUGAACAUUACUGGGACUUGUACUUUGUUUGAGGUGAUGCGUAAGUACGGGGUGUACAAGCUAGUGUAUAGUUCGUCGUGUACCGUGUACGGGGAGCCCGAGCGGCUGCCCAUAGACGAGGGGCACCCCACCGGCCGCGGCCUCACCAGCCCCUACGGCAGGUCCAAGUACUUCUGCGAGGAGAUCAUGAAGGACUUGUGCACCAGCGAUCAGAAAUGGAUGAUAGUAUCAUUGAGGUAUUUCAACCCAGUGGGCGCCCACAGCAGCGGGAGGAUCGGUGAAGAUCCAGCCGGCACACCGAACAAUCUCAUGCCGUACAUAUCACAGGUGGCGGUGGGGCGCCUGGACGAGUUGCUAGUGUUUGGCGACGACUACCCCACCGCGGACGGCACGGGCGUGCGCGACUACGUACACGUCGCCGAUCUGGCGCAGGGGCACUUGCACGCCGUCCGACUGCUGGCCGACCCGACGUACAAAGGGUUCCAAGCUAUCAAUCUUGGUACAGGUACUGGUUAUUCAGUAUUACAGAUGAUAUCGGCAUUCGAAGCAGCGAGCGGUCGAAAAAUACCAUACAGAAUUGUCGGUAGACGUGCAGGUGACAUAGCUGCGAAUUAUGCGGACGUCUCUCUUGCACAAAAGCUUUUAGGCUGGCGUGCGACAAGGACACUCGAUGAUAUGUGCAGAGACACGUGGCGAUGGCAAAGCAUCAACCCUAACGGUUUUAAAAAGAGUUAGGUAUUGCCAGAGGUACUGAUAGAAUUCUACCAAAUCGUAGUGUUGCUAUUGUAAAAUACUUCUAUUCCCAUUGAGUUUCCGUUUAAAUGUAAUGGAUAUUUUAAAAUAUCAUUUGAUAAAUAGUGUAAUAAGUACAAUCGCUAGAAGCAAACCAAAUUACCCAGUAUUGUAAUGAAUGAUUUCAGAAACGUAUACUUAUAUAGUAAUAGAUAAUAAUAUAUUUAUUAGGUUUUUAUUUCAUCGUAAUCAGUGCCAUUGAAGUACUGUGAAGUUUAUAUUUACCAAAGUUACAAAGUUAUAAUAUUCCUAAUUGUGUUGCCAUAUGUUUUUACUUAUAUAUUUAUUUUUUAUUAAUGAAAACUAAGUUUAGACCAGUGAGCGAAACGAAUUUAUUUAAAAUUAAUACUUGACAUAUUUUAUUUAUUAAAAAAAUUGGAGUAGGUAAAGGACAGUCUGUGUACUAAUUUAUUAUUAUAUUUAGUCUCACAAUUUUCAUACAGAGCCACGGGGACAGAAGAUUCAGGAAUUAUAAUUUUAAUAUUGUGUUUUUCUCUCUGAUAUAAAGAAAAAUAUAUCUAUAAUUAUUAUUUUAUUAUGAAACUAGAAAAGCCUUUCUUGGUAAUAAUGUUCUAUUAAUGAUACUAAACCAUAAGAAACACAUUGUACACCAUUACAGCCGAUUGGUCCUGUAUGUUAAUCUUUCUACUUUUACACUGAUAAACUGGCUGUAUAG
Messenger RNA from Diatraea saccharalis (sugarcane borer), 1801 nucleotides. Lineage: Eukaryota; Metazoa; Arthropoda; Insecta; Lepidoptera; Crambidae. The record is from the annotation of a GenBank genome assembly.